AUGACGACAGACAUAGCCACUAACUCCUCCUCCUCCCUCAACAUCGCCAUCAUCGGCGCCGGGAUCGGCGGCCUAGGCUUCGCAAUCGGCCUCUCCCACCUCUCGAUCCCCUUCACUAUCUACGAAUCCGCGCCCGCCUUCAGCGCUGUUGGCGCGGGUGUAGGCCUCGGUCCCAAUGCCCUCCGCGCUAUGGAUCUCAUUGACACCCAUUUCCGCGACGCCUACAUGAACAUUGCAACCGGCAACCUGCGGCCGGAAAAACGCCACGUGAUGAUGGAAGCAAUGCGCAUGGAAGAAGGAUUUGGCGAGGGGGAAGACUGGUUUGGGAAUGGACGUGGGGAGUGGGGCGGGAGGGGUUUUGAACGUACAGGUGCGCAUAGGAAGGACUUGUUGGAUAUUAUGACAGGGUUUAUUGAUGGGGAAAAGGUGAGGUUUCGUAAGAGAGUGGUUCGUAUGACGCAGAGAGAUGGAGAAGUCACCCUCACUUUUGACGACGGGGAUAUCGCCGUCCAUGACGCUGUCGUCGCAUGUGAUGGCGUCAAAGGAUCUUCCCGCCGCGUUGUCCUCGGCGAUAGAUUCCCGGAGGCUGUGGAACCCGUAUAUACGGGUAAAUACGUCUAUCGCGCUAUCCUCCCUAUGCAAGACGCAAAGAGCAUUUUGGGCGAUUUGGCGACGGAUGCGAAGAUGUUUAUGGCGAAGGACGCGAAUGUGUCGACGUAUCCGAUUAGCGAGGGGAGGGAGAUGAACGUGGUAGCGUUUAAGAGGGAUGAGGGGGAGUGGAGGGGGAAGGAAUUUACGGUUGAGGUUGAGAGGGAGGAGAUGUACGCCCAACCUCUCCGCUGGGGAAUAUUCCACCACCCCCACACCCCCACCUAUUACUCCUCUCUAAUCUGCCUCCUCGGCGACGUCGCACACGCCAGCGGCCCCCACCAAGGAGCAGGCGCAGGCCAAUGUCUAGAAGACGCGCUCAUCCUAUCCCGAGUAUUAGGGAAACUAGUUUCCUCAACUCCCUCCAAUAUCUUAACGCCUUCAUCGCCAGACCAGAAGCUAGAAAGGGCGAGGAUCAUCAAAGUAGCGUUUCAGGCUUACGAUGAGAUCCGUCGACCCCGAGCCCAGGAACAGGUUAGGACUACGAAUGAGUGUGGCGAGAUUUAUAACUUGCGGUUGGGCGAGGAGAUCCCUGAUAGAGAUGGAGAUGGCGAUAUAGUUGCUGCUGUUAGGAAUUUAAAGGGGAGGUUUCGGUGGAUUUGGGAGCAUGAUUUGGAGGGUGAUGUUCGGAAGGUGGAAAGUAGGUGGGGAGAUGGAGGGGAGGCAGCGAGAAAGGAGAAGGAGAUGAGGGUGAAUGGGGGAGUGAAAGUUGGAAGCGGGAACAGGGUGCAUGAGGUAGCGAGAUAAGCGGAGCAAUAUUUCCGAGGAAUAAAGCACCCUUAACUUGGUGUUAUUUAGG
Molecule: messenger RNA, 1447 nt
Organism: Lindgomyces ingoldianus
Lineage: Eukaryota; Fungi; Ascomycota; Dothideomycetes; Pleosporales; Lindgomycetaceae
Product: FAD/NAD(P)-binding domain-containing protein
Exons: 3
Coding region: 1-1395 (464 amino acids)
Biological process (GO): secondary metabolite biosynthetic process
Source: RefSeq, a predicted model, not a curated record